Messenger RNA from Diaporthe batatas, 414 nucleotides. RefSeq lists its product as uncharacterized. NCBI's taxonomy places the organism in Eukaryota, Fungi, Ascomycota, Sordariomycetes, Diaporthales, Diaporthaceae. The record is from RefSeq and is a predicted model, not a curated record. The transcript is spliced from 2 exons. Bases 1 to 414 code for a protein of 137 amino acids.
AUGAAAAGGAGAACGAAACAAAAUGAGAACAGUCGCUAUGACUUCAUAAUCAAACUGUUCUCCGUGUCCCUGACGAUUGAGUGCUUCCCUAGCGACGCCUCCUACAAGUGCGACUACCAGUCCUUCUGGUCCUGGACAGCGGCCUGCGUCACAUCGAUUUCCUCAUACUCGACCAUCCGCACGGUGACCCUGACAAAGUUUGGAGACUCAGUGCCGUCUACGGAUGCGACGUUCACUGCUUCAUCACUUUAUGUGCUGUAUGGCAGUUCGACAGUUCUGACCCGGUUGACGACGACGGGCAUAUUCUCCUACGUGACGACGUAUAUGCCCAACCGGAGUAUGUGGGCGUUUGGGGUCCCGAUAUCGCCACUGGCUUCGUGUCCCAUCAACAACCACAACAACCAGCACCAGUAG